AUGUCUUCCAACAACGAAAAUUUCGUUAGGAGAUACCCGAUCCGGGACAGGAAACGCACGGAAUUCUACACUGACCGCACCAGCGAGCAGGGGAGGAGAGCCACCAACGACCGCGGAGCCCUGCGCAAAACCAGAGUCACUAAUGGCCGCAGAGCCCUGAACCGAGACAGAGCCCUGAGCCAAGCCAGUCCGCACAUUGCGGACGAGACAGCGAGCACCUGGACCCGGGUCCUGCGGCUCUCGCUGCUACUCUUCUUCGACAUCCUUACCCUCGUCUUCAUCAUCGGCGGCUUCUUCUUGGUGCUCUGUGUGCUCUUUGAGAACUCGGCCUUCGCACCCGCACAUACAAACACAAGCGUACUCGAAUCUGCUGGUCUGGUAGCGCCCACAGCAUUCAUCGAAUCCGAUUAUCCUGGCGGCAACGCACAUAUUACCGACAAAGACAUCCGGGCGGCGUACCGAAGGACCCUGCUGCACUUCCACCCGGACAAGAUUAAGGCUGGGACUAGCGAGCAGCUGCUAGAGGCUUAA
This is a messenger RNA of Grosmannia clavigera kw1407, 531 nucleotides long. RefSeq lists its product as uncharacterized. Lineage: Eukaryota; Fungi; Ascomycota; Sordariomycetes; Ophiostomatales; Ophiostomataceae. Bases 1 to 531 code for a protein of 176 amino acids. The transcript has 2 exons. The record is from RefSeq and is a predicted model, not a curated record.